AUGUUUUGGAACGAAGAAGAAAUUGUGCCGCGAAGCCUCCUCCUCAUCUCUUCCGGAGCAGUUGGUGAUCGAUUGCUAUUCUGGAAGUCGACCAGCGCUCCUGGUAGUUCUGUCCAACAAGAGCAGGUGCCAUCACGCAUUGCUGAUACGCGAAGGUGGGCUCGUCGCACUCACUUUUCUUAUCACUUUUGGGAUCCCCGUUUCACUCUGUUCGUCGGGUCACCUCAACAGGCUGUCAUCCCGUCGGGCGAGGUAACCAUAUCGAGUGCACUGAGCGCGGGCAAGACACGUCUCUCUGGCGCCCCGCCCUGUGCUCAGCGCCACUCCACCGCUGCCGUCACCGCUGUCACCUCCUCUGGAAAUUCCGGGGCCAGUGGCAAUCCGAACCAAUCUGGCGGGUCCAUUGCCGUCGCCCCCACUGAAAUGAUCGUUGAGAAUGUACCUGUCAGCUCCCUGCUCAGCCUCCUCCACCCCUCUACCAACGAGCUCCAGCAUAAAAUUCACAUUAAGCUAAGCACGAAGGUCUUCGUCGGCGUGGCCUUCAGUCUAGCAAAGUCCAUAAUGGAAACGAAUGGUGUUCCCGUAAUAAAUCAAUCAUCGCCUCUAACCAAUCGAAGGGGCUCCAUGCCCAGCACCAGCACCUGCGCCACUGUAGCACCUAAGCCACCAAUGGACUUUACAAGCAUAAUUAAUUUCCUGCGCCUCAAAUCUCCGCUUCCUCCACCUAAAUGUGAAUCCUCUCAAACGCAGGUAGCGCAUUGCGGCGGUCUAUUUGGUGCCAUCAGUAGCAAAAAAGGUGAAAAAACGAUCAACCAAAACGUAUCCAGCUUUGCAGUUGUCUUUGUUCUUAACGAAGCUACUCCACCGUCCAUUCAGUCGCAUUACACGGAACUCGCUCGACUAACAGGAGCACAAAUACGUCGAUCCGAGCUCUACUGGCAAAACCUGAGUAGUGAACGUGAGAAAAUAUCCGCCAUUCUCGACCGAUACGCGGGCAUUCUCAGUAGUGGGGAUGGUCAGGUGGAUGCCGGAGAGCACAGCGGCAGCAAUGGUAGCAGCGUCGAUGACAAUGGCAACAUUAGUGUCACAAAUGAAAGUGUUGGCGGUACGGAAGUGGUCUCACCUCUUAUUACCACACACAAAAUGGCUCCAUCAGAGGCUCCUGAGGAAGACGAUUCCGCCAAGUUUAAUAAACAUGAAUUUACUGGAGGUGGUCGUUGCGACCCUUGGCGGGUCUACGCACAUGUAGCGAAGCGUUCUUCCCUCUGCAGCGAGCUUUCUCAAAUCUUGAGUCAAGUGUCCUCCAGCGGCCGGGUAAAUGUCAAGAUAUACAACAAGUAUUCGGUCUUCUUCUGCCUCCCCUUCAAGGCCUAUGCAAUUAUGCCGUUUGGAUUGAAAAUGGUAACUACACCGAAGCCUUGUUGGCCUGGGAUUCGCCCAGGCGCGGUUUGGCGCGCUAUGCAACGUCUUCGACCCUAUCACACCCUGCUCUUGACCACGCGCAAACGCUUUCUUCAUGUCUACACUGACUCCUUUCCCACUGACGUAAAUCAGUCCCUCGAGAGUUUUGUGGAAGACAUCUCUCCGAUCUCCAGUUUGGUCUCUAUGUCCAAUCGAGGCCACUCUCAGGAGGACUGUCUUCGUGUGGCGCUUUGGCUAGUCUAUCACGGUCACGCAAUUAUAAUCUCGCCCAUUGCCUCUAGCAAUGCCUACACACUGGCUCCACUCUCCCACUACUGGCUGCAACCCAAGGUCCUCCUCCAAUUCGCUGCUCAAUUUCCCAAAUUGAACUUUGCGGAGGUUCUGUCGUCGUUCUCGGAUUAUUAUACUCUUGAAGACCACUUUAACGGGCAAUCACCGUCACAAUUUUGGACAAAAUUAAGUGCAACGGAGGGUGCUGACCUGGUGGCGUGGCUUCUGCGUCGUCGGCUUAUUGUGCAGAUACACAUCUACCUCCUCUCUCUUCUACGAAGAAAAAAUAACGACGUCCCGCUUGAUCAUGACAAAGGCAUCUCUGACUCCAACUCCUCCUGUUCCUUGAGUGGUCCAUCGGAAUCAGCCUUCGUCCGGAUUCAUCAGGGAUGCGGAGGAGCUCUGCUGCAAUCCGCUCUGCCAAAUGAGGUCGAUCGAGAGCGCGUGCUAGUGCACUACCGCUCUGCCGUGCAGCACUAUCCCAACAUGCUCCACCUCUUCCUACGCCUUCUGACGCACCUCCCGGCGCACUUGGAAGAGCUUAUGUUCGUCGAAUCGGUAGACAGACAAACCCUUAUCAGUUGUAUGCAACUAUUUUCACCCUUCCUCAUAACAAUGCGCCUGCCUGAUCCCGUUACCGCCUGUUUUGCUGGUGUCGAGUGGUCUCAUUGA
This is a messenger RNA of Echinococcus granulosus, 2364 nucleotides long. RefSeq lists its product as hypothetical. Gene Ontology annotation, biological process: positive regulation of autophagy; cellular response to amino acid starvation; negative regulation of TORC1 signaling. The coding region runs from base 1 to 2364 and encodes 787 amino acids. NCBI's taxonomy places the organism in Eukaryota, Metazoa, Platyhelminthes, Cestoda, Cyclophyllidea, Taeniidae. The transcript is spliced from 7 exons. The record is from RefSeq and is a predicted model, not a curated record. Gene Ontology annotation, cellular component: GATOR1 complex.